This is a messenger RNA of Pterocles gutturalis (yellow-throated sandgrouse), 1065 nucleotides long. Its product is annotated as zinc finger protein RFP-like. The transcript is spliced from 4 exons. The record is from RefSeq and is a predicted model, not a curated record. NCBI's taxonomy places the organism in Eukaryota, Metazoa, Chordata, Aves, Pterocliformes, Pteroclidae. The annotation marks the transcript as partial. Gene Ontology annotation, molecular function: protein binding.
GAGCAAAUACAGUCGCAGCUGGAGAGCCUCAGGAGAGAGAAAGGAGAACUGGAGAAACAGGAAAGGAAGGAGCAAUGGGUCUGCCAGGAGUAUCUGGAAAAAGUGAAGGCAGAGAGGCAGAAGAUUGUGCCUGAGUUUAAGCAGCUGCGACAGUACCUGGAGGAACAAGAGUGCCUGCUGCUGGCUCGGCUGGGGGAGCUGGAGAAGCAGAUUGGAACAAGAUUGCAAGAAAAUGCUGCUAAAUUCUCCGUGAAGAUUAUUUAUCUGAAUAGCCUGAUCAAGGAGCAGGAGUGUCAGCUGUCAGGACACAAGUCCUUGCAGCUUCGGCUGGACAAGCUGGUGGGCACAGCGGGCAGCGUGUGCGCCGGAGAAGAGAGGAAGGGUGCAGUGUUUCUCCGGAGCUGGCCUCCACAAACCACGUCCCUGUGUUGGUGGUGUUACCAGGCGUCACAGGUGACCUCUGGGUUCAUCGCUCUUUCAGAUGCUUUGGCGACUGACCAAGGGGAGAGAGUGGAGGAAUCACUGGGACUGUACACAAAAGUGAACGUGACUCUGGAUCCAGACACAGCUCAGUCCUGGCUUGUCUUGUCUGAAGAUCAGAGAAGCGUGAUGCGCGGAUCCACACAGCAGAGCCGGCUGGACAACCCGGAGCGAUUUAACCCGUGGCCUUGUGUGCUGGGCUGCGAGGGAUUCAACUCAGGGCGACCGUGCUGGGAGGUGGAGGUGGGCUAUGGGUCGUGCUGGGCUGUGGGGGUGGCCCUGGAGUCUGUGAAGAGGAAGGGACAGAUUGACAUGAGCCCCACGGGGGGGAUCUGGGCAGUGGGCCAGUAUAAGGAGAUGUUCCAGGCUCUCACUUCCCCAUCUCCCACCCCUGUCCUUCCUGGCACGAUCCCCCAGCGGGUGCGGAUCUGUCUGGACCAUGCAGGAGGGCAGGUGAUGUUCAUCAAUGUGGACAGCGAGGCUGUGAUUUUCACUUUCCCGCAAACCAUGUUUGCGGGGGAGCAAAUCCACCCCUGGUUCUGGGUGGGUAAGGGGUCCCAGCUCAAACUGUGUCCUGAGACCUGA